AGAUGGCGGCUCUUGCCGUGAGGAAGAGGCGGCUGAGGUGAUUCUUGUGGCGGCGGGGCUGGAGGCCUCCGGAGGGGCUCCAAGGCGGUCUGGGGGCCCCGUGAGCACCCGAAAUCGAAGCGGGAGAAGGCGGGAGAAAGACAGAGGGGCUCCCGGCUCGAAUUCAGGGGAUAUCCGCGUCUUUUUAGAUGAACAGUAAAACUCGCCCUGAAGCCUGAGAAAGCCAGAGGACCAGCCCCUCAGCUUAUCACAUGGUGGAAAAUAGAAGCCAAACUGCAUACUCACGAUGCCUGGCAGAGUUUGCUGCUGCUGUGCUGCCUUGCGUCCCCGUUACAAGCGCCUGGUGGAUAACAUAUUCCCCGAAGACCCCAAAGAUGGCCUUGUCAAAGCCGACAUGGAGAAGCUGACUUUCUAUGCUGUCUCUGCCCCAGAGAAGCUUGACAGAAUUGGUGCCUAUUUAGCAGAGCGGCUGAGCCGGGAUGUUGUCAGACACCGCUAUGGAUAUGUCUUCAUCGCCAUGGAAGCCCUGGAUCAGCUCCUAAUGGCUUGCCAUUCUCAAAGCAUCAAGCCGUUUGUGGAAAGCUUCCUCCACAUGGUGGCCAAGCUGCUCGAGUCUGGAGAGCCCAAGCUUCAAGUUUUGGGAACCAACUCGUUUGUCAAGUUUGCAAACAUUGAAGAGGACACACCUUCCUACCACCGCCGCUAUGACUUCUUUGUAUCUCGCUUCAGUGCCAUGUGCCAUUCUUGCCAUAAUGACCCGGAAAUACGGAAUGAGAUCCGAAUUGCUGGAAUCAGAGGCAUCCAGGGGGUGGUUCGCAAAACUGUGAAUGAUGAGCUCCGAGCCACCAUAUGGGAGCCUCAGCAUAUGGACAAGAUUGUUCCCUCAUUGCUUUUUAACAUGCAGAAAAUAGAAGAUGUUGACAGUCGAAUCGGGCCACCCUCCUCUCCAACUGGCGGUGAUAAAGAGGAGAAUCCAGCUGUGCUUGCUGAGAACUGCUUCAGAGAACUGCUGGGCCGUGCCACUUACGGGAACAUGAAUAAUGCUGUCAGGCCAGUCUUUGCACAUUUAGGCCAUCACAAGCUGUGGGAUCCCAAUGAAUUUGCUGUCCAUUGCUUUAAAAUCAUUAUGUAUUCCAUACAGGCACAGUAUUCCCAUCAUGUGAUACAGGAGAUUCUGGGGCAUCUCGAUAGCUGUAAGCGAGCCUCUCCUCGAGUCCGAGCAGGCAUCAUCCAGGUCCUGUUGGAGGCUGUGGCCAUUGCUGCUAAAGGAUCCAUUGGUCCAACUGUCCUGGAGGUGUUCAACACACUGCUGAAGCACCUGACCCUAAGUGUGGAUUUCGAAUUGGGCAACAGACGGGAUUCUGAAGGCAGCGUCGGCCUUACCACUUCCCCAAAGGAGAACGAUGAAAAGAUUGUGCAGAAUGCCAUCAUACAAACUAUUGGUUUCUUUGGAAGCAACCUGCCAGAUUAUCAGCGCUCUGAGAUUAUGAUGUUCAUAAUGGGGAAAGUGCCUGUCUUUGGGUCAGUGUUGCAGACACUGGACACCAGUCAGCUUGGCGAACUGGGAACCAGGAGGAUUCAGAUCAUGUUGCUGAGGUCUUUGCUGAUGGUCACCUCUGGGUACAAUGCCAAAAGCAUUGCAACAGUCAUGUCGGCCCCGUUUCUGGAUCCGCUGCUGUCCUCUUCUCUCAUGGAGGACUAUGAGCUCCGGCAACUAGUCCUGGAAAUAUUACACAAUCUUAUUGAUCGCCAUGACAACAGAGCCAAACUUAGAGGAAUCAGGAUAAUACCUGAUGUAUCUGACCUGAAGAUCAAGCGAGACAAAAUUUCACGGCAAGACGUGAGCUUCAUGAAGAAGCAUGGCCAACAACUUUAUAGGCAUGUUUACUUGGGCUGCAAAGAAGAGGACAAUGUGCAUAAGAAUUUCGAGCUGCUCUAUACCUCUCUCGCUCUGAUAACGAUUGAACUAGCAAAUGAAGAAGUGGUCACUGACCUCAUUCGCCUAGCCAUUGCAUUGCAGGAUAUGGCCAUACUUAAUGAGGACAACUUGCCAAUGUUUAACCGCUGCAGCAUUAUGGCGCUGGUCGCUGCAUACCUCAACUUCCUGAGUCAAAUGAUUGCUGUGCCUGCCUUCUGCCAGCACAUCAGCAAGGUCAUUGAAACUAGAACUGUGGAAGCUCCAUAUUUUUUGCCAGAAACCAUAUUCCGAGACAAGUGCAGUCUUCCUAAAACUUUGGACAAGGAGGACAAGACCUUGUUUUUCUUGACUCACAAGAUUGCCGAGUCCUUGGGUGGCAGCGGCUACAGCGUGGAGAGGCUGUCAGUGCCUUAUGUGCCCCAGGUGACAGAUGAAGACAGGCUGUCCCGGAGGAAGAGUGUUGUGGACACUGUGUCAAUUCAGGUGGACCUUCUUCCUGGCAAUGGCACUGAGGAUAAGGUCAACAACACAGAAGAAAUUACCUUUGAAGCACUGAAGAAGGCAAUAGAUAACACUGGCCUUGAAGAGCAGGAGAAGGAGAAGAGGCGCCAGGUGAUUGAGAAAUUCCAGAAAGCUCCCUUUGAAGAGAUUGCAGCGCAGUGUGAAACCAAGGCAAAUCUCCUUCAUGAUCGGCUUGCUCAGAUAUUGGAGCUCACCAUUCGCCCACCUCCCAGCCCCUCUGGCACACUGACUAUCACUGCUGGACACCCACACUAUCAGUCCGUUCCAGUCUAUGAGAUGAAGUUUCCAGAUCUUUGUGUGUAUUAAGAGUCUUUUGGCCUCUGCUGGGCAUGGUUUUAAAGCAUUAGAGCACAUUGUGUUGAGCUCACAAUGAGGUUUUAGCUCAACCUUCACUCUUUUCUUUGCCACAUUUUAAUAGAAACAACCUUGUCUGUAGGGUGGCUGGGCUGGUGCCUGAAUUGCAGAUUUCAACUUCUCUCUGUUCUGCUCUUGCAGUUGCGAUCAGAUUAUUUCGCUCUUCAGUGGAAGGAAAAAUCAUCAGUGUAAUACUAUGUUUUGCCAAAUAUUUCAGAGAAUAGGGAAUUUUUAAACCAGAGCCUCUGGGAUUCUAUUCCUUCUAGAGGCCGUAGGACUAACUGACAAACUCCCUGGUAGUUUGUUUACUCUCUGCAUUCUUUGCACCACAAGAGCCUGAGUGUCUUAGAUGCCAAGUGGUCCAGAUGUGUUGCUACUUUUCAUUCUAUGGUACUCAAAAUCCUCAAGACACAGGCAUGAAAUGGUAUUUUUGCCUCUUCUUCAGUCACAGCAGUAAAUCUGAAUGUAACACACUUCUAGAAAUUCCAAACAUGAGCCGCUUCUUGUGGCACAUGCUCUACUUUGGCAAAGAAAUGCUAUUUUUUUAACGCCAAACCCUGCAACAUUUUUGAUGCCCAAGACAUCUAGUUCAUGCUUUAUGCUUUUGAAAGGGGGGAAGAGGGAAAGUGUAUUUUUGCUGUGCAGCUUUUAGAAUACCUAAAUUAUAUAUAUCUCUAUAUUUAGUAUAGCACAAGAGAUUAAGUGCAUUUUAAGAUGAUAAAUAGGGUCUUUUAAAACUAAUCCUCCUUAAAUGUGUAGCAGAGAAUCUAUGGCAUAUUCUAUAGCAUAGUCUUGUAGGAUUUUUUUAGUAAUAUUUUGUCAACUGAAAGAAAAACCUGUGGAUGGAACUCACUAUGGAGGUUUGAGUUUUUAUUGUGUGUGCUUUCCUUCCCUUUUCUUCCUUUUCCACUUUGCUGUUUAUUUUAAAAAUGGAUCAACUUGUUUCUGCUUUAAAGUAAUUGCCACAUUUCUCUCUGAAAAUGAAAUAUGGACCUGUAUAUCCCAGUCAAUGUGCUACUUGCGUGUAGAGAGAGGACCCUUACAGUUAAUCUGCACUCAACACCCACAAGAAGCAAAACACAAGCCAAGUUUCUAUCUGUUCAACCUGCAAUGACAUUGUUGCUGGCAAACCCCGAAAAGAACCUCUGUCGUUUGAAAAAUAACUGGCAGAUGUUGGUGGGGCCAGCCAUAUCUUUAUAACUGUGAUGUAUGAAAACCUUGGCCUGUAUUCUUGAUGCUUGUGUUCAUUCCAGAAAAUCUUCUUUGACCACUUAUACCUGAGUUUGCUUAUAAAAUUGGAUGAGGGUGAUGGAGGAACAGGUCACUUGACAAUAUGCAAAAUGCUAAGAUUCUGGAUUUUAAAAAAAGAAUGAAGUGGGAGUUGUCAAAUAUGUCUCCCGCAGCAUCUUUUAGUGUGUCAGCCUGUGAAGGGGAGGCACUGAUGCCCUCCGCAAGUGUUGCCGGUUAACCAAGCCCUUCUUUUCAGUUUGACAGCGCAAUCACAGCUCUUAGUGGAUGACGAAACCGCCUCUUUCGUACCGCACUCCUCUGUGAUUGCCGCUCCUUCUUCACAUUUCCAUCCUGCUCAGACCAGAGGCAGUGCCCCUCACUCUAAUCCUUGGCCCACCU
Messenger RNA from Sceloporus undulatus (fence lizard), 4423 nucleotides. RefSeq names its product protein EFR3 homolog A. The record is from RefSeq and is a predicted model, not a curated record. Gene Ontology annotation, cellular component: plasma membrane. The transcript is spliced from 24 exons. Lineage: Eukaryota; Metazoa; Chordata; Lepidosauria; Squamata; Phrynosomatidae. The coding region runs from base 287 to 2746 and encodes 819 amino acids. Gene Ontology annotation, biological process: protein localization to plasma membrane.